Molecule: messenger RNA, 897 nt
Organism: Dovyalis caffra
Lineage: Eukaryota; Viridiplantae; Streptophyta; Magnoliopsida; Malpighiales; Salicaceae
Source: the annotation of a GenBank genome assembly
AUGUCGACCGAGAAGGAGAGAGAGACGCACGUUUACAUGGCCAAGCUCUCCGAACAGGCUGAGCGCUAUGAAGAAAUGGUUGAGAGCAUGAAAAAAGUUGCCAAACUUAACUUGGACCUGACUGUGGAGGAAAGGAACCUCCUCUCCGUGGGAUACAAAAAUGUAAUUGGUGCUAGGCGAGCUUCUUGGCGAAUCAUGUCUUCAAUUGAGCAGAAGGAAGAAUCUAAAGGAAAUGACAGCAAUGCUAAACUGAUUAAGGGUUACCGCCAGAAGGUAGAGGAGGAACUCUCCAAAAUAUGCAACGACAUUCUGUCCAUCAUUGAUGAGCAUCUCAUCCCCUCUUCCACCGCAGGAGAAGCAACUGUGUUCUACUACAAGAUGAAAGGGGACUACUACCGCUAUCUAGCAGAGUUCAAGAGUGAUCAAGAACGGAAGGAAGCGGCCGAGCAGUCAUUAAAGGGUUACGAGGCUGCUUCUACUACUGCAAGCACAGAUCUGCCCUCAACCCACCCAAUUCGUCUUGGCCUUGCCCUUAACUUCUCUGUUUUCUACUAUGAGAUCAUGAAUUCUCCUGAGAGGGCCUGCCAUCUGGCCAAACAAGCUUUUGAUGAGGCAAUUGCAGAGUUGGACACUUUGAGUGAGGAAUCAUAUAAGGACAGCACCUUAAUUAUGCAGUUGUUGAGAGAUAACCUUACUCUCUGGACUUCUGACUUGCCUGAAGAUGGAGGUGAUGAUAACUUCAAAGGUGAAGAAUCAAAGGAAAAGCCUGCCGAAGGAGAGGGGAGUUUGAGAACCGAGGAAGUGGAUGCUAAACUACUUUGCAAUUUGCAGAAGUGGCAUGCUUUUGUUAGCUCACCUGACCAAGGGAUUCGAUGGAACAAUCAUGACAGUUUUUGA